Molecule: messenger RNA, 1743 nt
Organism: Sinocyclocheilus rhinocerous
Lineage: Eukaryota; Metazoa; Chordata; Actinopteri; Cypriniformes; Cyprinidae
Product: derlin-1-like
Exons: 8
Coding region: 243-1004 (253 amino acids)
Source: RefSeq, a predicted model, not a curated record
GACUGUUAAUUUGACAGUCAAAUCUAACGGAAAAUCGCAACAAGGACGCGUCUGUACGCGGCCACGUCAUGUAAACUAAACGGGGAAGGAGUGCGUACACCAGGGUAACCAAAAUAGAAGAAGACUGAAACAGCAUUUCUGCGUUGUGAUCACAGAUCCGUUUGUUGCACCUGCUCGUUUUCCUAAACUGCAUCGGUGGAGAACCGACAGAGAAUCUCCAGGCUUUAUAAUCAUAUGGCAAGAUGUCAGAUAUCGGGGACUGGUUUAAAAACAUCCCUUUCAUCACUCGCUACUGGUUUGCUGGCUCAAUUGCAGUGCCGCUAAUAGGAAAGCUGGGAUUAAUCAGUCCUAUAUAUCUCGUGUUAUGGCCGGAGGCAUUCUUUCAUAAAUUCCAGAUAUGGAGACCAAUAUCUGCAACACUGUAUUUCCCAGUUGGCCCAGGGACGGGUUUUCUAUACCUGGUUAAUUUGUAUUUCCUCUACCAGUACUCCUCAAGGCUUGAAACAGGAGCUUUUGAUGGAAGAACAGCAGACUACAUGUUCAUGCUUCUAUUCAACUGGAUUUGCAUUGUUAUAACAGGCCUAAUGAUGGACAUGCAGCUCCUGAUGAUCCCUUUGAUCAUGUCUGUUCUGUACGUCUGGGCUCAACUAAAUCGUGACACGAUUGUAUCUUUCUGGUUUGGCACCAGAUUCAAGGCUUGUUAUCUCCCUUGGGUCAUUCUGGGAUUCAACUAUAUCAUCGGAGGCUCCGUUGUCAACGAGCUGAUUGGGAACUUAGUUGGUCACCUUUACUUCUUUCUGAUGUUCAAAUACCCCAUGGACCUGGGUGGCCGGUCCUUCCUCUCCACCCCACAGUUCCUGUACCAGAUGUUCCCAAAUCGACGAGGUGGGGUUUCUGGAUUCGGCGUUCCUCCAAGCAGGAGACCUCUGCCCCAAGAGCAGGCAGGAGGUGGAGGAGGUGGGCGCCAUAACUGGGGUCAAGGCUUUCGGCUGGGGGACGACUGAAGUCUUGACUCUUCCAUCAAUGGAUAAAUACAGAAACUUCUAACAUCAAUGCUGCAGAAUAUGAAUUUUAUAUGUUUUGGGUUUGUGUUUGUUGCAUUUCUUCUGACCCAAAAGGAAAAGUGACGGAGCUCUUUCCCAGCGUUACAUAUUUUCCUCUUACUCUCAAUGUCAUAUCACACUGUUAUUGACUUUCACAGUGUGUUCAGAAACUCUGCAAAAAUAUGUGCAGUAGCAGAGUUGGUAUAAUUGUAGGAAAUUCAGGGGACUUUAAUUGUGUUUCCCAUAAUAUGACUGCAUCCUUCAGCGUAUUCAUGUUACUUGCUCACAGUCAAAUGUAGCUGAUUAAUUUCUCUAUGAACUAUUCAGUAUAGAUUGUUUGUUAGCAUGGUUGUUUAGGAAUGGACUUCAAAUCUUUUUUUUUUUUUUUAUCACCUCAUUUGUCUAAAUUAAUUAGGUUAAAUUUAUUGUAAAUUUUCUUAAGCAUUACUUUUGCUUUACAUUUGCGAAUGAACUGAAUUACCAAUCAGAACAUUCAGAUGAAAGUGCUAUGCAUAUUUCAGUCUGUUUUAUACAUGUAUGCAUAUUUCCAUCUGUUUUAUAUGUUUAGAUGCCAGCCUUGAGUAAAGUUUAUCAAACCAUUUCCAGUAAAACUGCCAUGCACUUUUCACACAUUACUUAUGAUUAAACUAAGUUAAGAUUAGUCUUAUACGUACACAUGCCAUCUGACAGCAAACAGAAA